GGUCCGCGUGGCUCAGCACAAGCUCAAGACGUUACGGCAUCCACGAGGCGCCAACAUUCAAAAAGCAAGCGCUGCAGCGCAUUGCGCGAGCAGCUAUCGAGAAUGCCGACACUUUUGGCACUAGCGUGCAGGGCGCCAGCAUGACGGAGUUUGUCACCUUGCGCACGCUCGCGGCUGCUGCUCUCGACGCUCGUGCCUCGGGACGUUCCAGGGUCAUGGCUGCAUUGCCUACCCCGAGCCCACGUAUGGACCCCAUAUACUGUGCCACGCUGGAGCUCGUCAAGGCUCUCAUGCACGUCGUCUGGAGAGAGGCCACGCCGCUGCGUAUUUUGGAGAAGGGCAUCGCCGCUGUUGCUGCCAG
Prorocentrum cordatum is the source of this 361-nucleotide messenger RNA. NCBI's taxonomy places the organism in Eukaryota, Dinophyceae, Prorocentrales, Prorocentraceae. The record is from the annotation of a GenBank genome assembly.